AUGUCAUUGCCAAACGAUCUCGGGACCGAACGAGAGCUUUCCGAGCUUUCCGAGGAAUCCGACACCUCGGUAGAACUGGCUAGUCUUAAGGCUAGGCUGGAAGAAUUAGAGCAUCGCAAUGAAGCGAAAUCCCAAGCCCGAGCGGCACUGACUGCUCUCACAAAACGGUUACAGAAAAAGGAGAAGUUACCAACCAAUUUGGGAAAGGACGUGAUUCCCAUUAUUGUGUUCGUAUGUUUCGCCAAAUACCUUUCAAAGAGUCAGGUGGAAGCUCUUGCUGCACAUGGACCGUCGUUGGCAAAGGCUAGCCUGCUUCUUGCAAAGGAGGAGUUCCAGUCGUCUUGGUUCGAUUGCUACAUGAACUGGAAAAAGUCAAAUCUCGAAAUGGCAUUCCAUUUCUUUCUGGAAGUGACGGAGGCUGUCAAAGCCAAAGAUUGCGAUAUUCUAGAGGCAGGACGACCCGAUGCCACUAGAGCAGGUCGCAAGAGGGCUACGGCAUCGCCGAGUGGAGUCGGUGUUUUAGGGCAGAAGAGACAACGCACCGAACGAGCACAACUGUCUUGCCAGCCUGAAUCCGCCAACCUCCACCCGCUUGAGCACAAUGCACCUCAUGAUGAGCGUACCCGAGACAACUCAGUCCCUCAAGUUGACGUCCCUCAAGUUGACGUCCCUCGCAGUUGGAGUGUGCAGGGCGUAAGUUCGCAGGCCUUGUAUGGAGGGCAACUCGACAACACAUUUGGGGCAACAGGCGAUCAACGAAUCCUAGAGAAAGACAAUCUCGACUUUUCGCCUCUCGCUUAUCUGCCGUAUGGUGAGACUACCCGUCCAAUACUCAUGCCCGCCUACUAA
Messenger RNA from Anthostomella pinea, 849 nucleotides. The record is from the annotation of a GenBank genome assembly. NCBI's taxonomy places the organism in Eukaryota, Fungi, Ascomycota, Sordariomycetes, Xylariales, Xylariaceae.